AUGGCAGAUGCACUUGUUUCUGGCCUUGUGAGUACCAUCUUGGGUAACUUGAAUUCUUACCUACAGCAAGAAUUUGGGGCAGCUUGGGGCCUAAAGGAUGAGAUCCAGAAAUUAAAGAGUACUUUCACUGCAAUCCAAGCUGUGCUUCAAGAUGCCGAGGCUAAGCAAACCAAGAAUGCAACACUGCAGGAUUGGCUGAGUAAACUUAAGGAUGCUGCUUAUGAUGCGGACAAUCUAUUGGACGAGUUUGCCACAGAAGUUCUCAAACGAAGGGUAGACCGUCGAAGAGGUGGGAUAAACCAAGUAAGCGCCUUCUUCACGGCUCGAAAUCCUUUCGUAUUCCGCUUAAGAAUGGCUCAUAAGGUGAAAGAUAUCGGGGACAGAUUAGAUGCCAUUGCAGGGGAGAGUCUUAAGUUCCAGUUGAAAGAGGGUGUUAUAGAUUCACAAAUUUACAACAUGGAGGAAAGAAAAACUGGCUCCCUCGUGAUUGAGUCAGAAAUCUACGGUAGAAAUGAGGAGAAAGAAUUGAUAAUUGAUGUGUUGCUUAGCAGUUUGAGCUAUCAAGAUGAUCUCUCUGUCUACGCCAUAUGGGGUAUGGGGGGACUUGGAAAGACCACAGUUUCUCAGUUGGUCUACAAUGAUCCAAGGGUACAGGCUCACUUUGAGAUGAGGAUUUGGGUGUGUGUAUCUGAUGAUUUCAGCAUACAACGGCUGACCAAGGCAAUCAUCGAGUUGAUAGAAGGUGUUGGGUGCAAUAUCUCAGAAUUGGAUCUGCUGCAACGACACCUCCAAGAAAGAUUGAGGGGCAGGAGAUUUUUACUUGUGCUAGAUGAUGUGUGGAAUGAAGAAAAUGACAAGUGGGAUAGACUAAAAGAUGUAUUGAGGUGUGGAUCGAAAGGAAGUAUGCUUAUAGUAACCACCAGGAUUGAGAAAGUUGCUCGCAUGAUGGCUACACUUCCAAUAUAUCACCUGGGAUAUUUGUCGGACGAUGAUUCUUGGACCUUGUUCAAGCAACGUGCAUUUGGGAGUGGGAGGGAGGAAAACUUAGAGUUGGAAACAAUCGGCAAAGCAAUAGUGAAGAAAUGUGGUCGGGUGCCCCUUGCAGUCAAAGCUCUUGGAAGCCUGAUGUGGUUUAAAAGCAACAUAAGUGAAUGGUUAUUUGUGAAAGAAAGUGAUAUUUGGGAUUUAUCGGAUUCUGAAAAUGCUAUCUUACCUAUCCUAAGGCUCAGUUACGACAAUUUACAUCCGUAUUUGAGACAAUGCUUUGCCUAUUGUUCUAUAUUUCCCAAAGACUAUGAAAUGGAGGUGGACAUGCUAAUAGAGCUGUGGAUGGCAAACAGCUUCAUUCCAUCCAAAGGACAAACAAAUCUACUUCUUAUAGCCCGUGAGUGUUUCAAUGAUCUGGUUUGCAGGUCUUUCUUUCAAGAUGUCAAGGAAAACCACAAUGGUGACUUGACGUGUAAAAUGCACGAUUUGAUGCAUGAUCUUGCCCAGUCUAUUAUGAUACAAGAAUGUUGUACAAUGGAGCAUGGUAAAGUGCUGAAAAUCCCAGAAAAGAUUCGCCAUUUGUCUUUCUAUAAGAGUAGUCCUGAGAGCAAGGAUAUGCGCGCAAAGCAGUCUUUGCGCUCCUUUAUUUUACUUUUAAUGCCUGACUUAUAUUGGCUGGAUAAUUGGAAGGAUAAUUUGGCUACCUAUAUCUCAAAACAAAAGUACCUGAGGGUGUUGGCAGUUCGAGGGAUUCACAUUGAAAAAUUAAUAUCUUCAAUAGGGAAUUUGAAGCAUCUUAGGUACCUUGACGUGUCGCACUCUGAUAUCAUCAGUUUACCAGAAUCAACAACUUGUCUCCAAAACUUGCAGACAUUGAAGCUGAGAGGUUGUCGUUCCCUUCGUGAGUUGCCAAAAGGUAUGAAGCAAAUGAGAAAUCUCAUAUGUCUAGACAUUAGAAAUUGUUAUUCUCUUACUUGUAUGCCAGUUGGGUUAGGGCAAUUAACUUGCCUACAAACUUUGAGCAUGUUUAUCGUGGGUCCACACCACAGUCGGCAAAUAAGCGAGCUGAAGGAAUUAAAUCUUGGUGGUGAGUUGACCAUCAAACAACUCAAUUACGUAAAAAAUCCAGAGGAUGCAAGAAGUUCCAAUUUAAAGAGAAAGCAUAAUCUUUGUGAUCUUAGAUUGUAUUGGGAUCUUAGAUUGUUUUGGGACCGGGACAUGAAGAGACAAAACUUUCCAAAUAAUGUUGAAGAAAUUCUUGAUGGACUCCAACCUCAUUCAAAUCUGAAAAAGUUGACCAUAUAUGCAUAUCAAGGCUUGAAGUUUCCUAAUUGGAUGCUGGAUUUGGAUCUUCAAAAUCUAGUUCAAAUAUCUCUAAUACGGUGUGAAAGAUGUGAACAUCUUCCUCUCCUCGGGAAACUACCCUUCCUUGAGGUUCUUUCUAUUGUUCGAAUGAAUGCUGUGAAGCACUUCAACAAUGAAUGCCAUGGAGAUGGGAAAAAAUCAUUUCCAGCAUUGGAAAAGCUCAUAUUCAAGGAAAUGCCUAGUUUAGAGGAAUGGACAACAACAGACGGAGGAGAAAGUUUGGGUUGUCUACGUGAAUUAGAGAUCACAGGGUGUCCCAAGUUGGCUGAUUUGCCUAAUCUUCCUGCACUAAAGAGAUUAGUAAUAGAAAGGAGUAACACAAGGUUAUUUAGGUCAGUGAUGGAUCUCACUUCACUUUCCUGGCUUGGAUUAUCAGAUUAUGAUGAGUUGGAGGCUCUUCCAGACGGUCUGCUUCAAAAUCACAAGGUUCUUAAGUCCCUAGAUAUUAAUAAGCUAUGCCGUAUCAAGAUUCUGCCACGUCAGAUGGAUAAUCUUUCUGCUCUAAAACUCUUGGUCAUUCGUUGUUGCCGCAGUCUUGAGUGUUUACCAGAAGGGCUCAAACACCUCAUAUCCCUAGAGAUUCUCCAUAUAGUUGGUUGUGAGAGUCUUACGUCCUUACCAGCGCUUGGGUUACAAGGCUUGUCUUCCCUGAGAUCAUUGAACAUAUUUUACUGCAAGAAACUAAGUUAUUUAUCUGAAGGAGUGAAACACCUGACUGCUCUCCAGGGAUUGUCCAUAACACAAUGUCCAGAGCUGACGUCUUUGCCCGAAGGCAUCCAACAUUUAAAUGCUCUCCAAAAUUUGACUUUAAGGGAUUGUAAUGGAUUAGUUUCUCUACCGAACGGGCUAGGAAGCCUCCAAUUGCUGCAAAUUUCUGGAUGUCCACAUUUGGAGUGGCGAUGUGAGGAAAAAAAAGGCGAGGACUGGCCAAAGAUAGCUCACGUUCCUAAGAUUUGGAUCAAUGAUCGGCAAAUACAGUCCUUGGAUUGUUAGCGGCCAAACCUAUUACAUGGGAAAAUAGUUUGGUCUUGGUAAAAGCAUCCAUCUGAUGGGAAAAUAGUAAUACCCGAAGGAAGAGUAAACUCCGACUCUCUCUCCUCCAAUUUCUUCUUCAUUCUUCUUGAUCCCUCUCCAUUUUCUUCUCUCGCUUCAGAUUCGCCUUCUUCUUGUUGAUCAUACUUCUCUCUAGAAUUCUCUCUCUGGACGCUUCAAUUGCCGCAUCUAAUGGACACUUCGGGGUAGCUUUCUAGUCGGUGAAGAACCGGCAUGGGCUGAAUCUGUUGUGUGUAAUCUGAGGGGCUCCUAUGGUGUGUCAUUUGAGGAUCCAAAAUCUCUGCUGGUGGGCAGACGCCUCUGCCCAAAUGUUAGUAUAUGGUAUUUUUUGUGUGUUUCUGGUGUAUCAUAAGCUCGAGUGUGAGUGAAUAAGUGAGACCUAUCUGUCUUGGAGUGUGUGUUUGCUAAAUGAAAAUGGAUUGUAAUUGAGAAAAAAUAAUGAUUGCGAAAUAGAAG
Ilex paraguariensis (yerba mate) is the source of this 3861-nucleotide messenger RNA. The record is from the annotation of a GenBank genome assembly. Lineage: Eukaryota; Viridiplantae; Streptophyta; Magnoliopsida; Aquifoliales; Aquifoliaceae.